Molecule: messenger RNA, 1444 nt
Organism: Atta colombica
Lineage: Eukaryota; Metazoa; Arthropoda; Insecta; Hymenoptera; Formicidae
Product: double homeobox protein A-like
Exons: 6
Coding region: 2-1144 (380 amino acids)
Biological process (GO): chromatin organization; regulation of DNA-templated transcription
Cellular component (GO): nucleus
Molecular function (GO): DNA binding; DNA-binding transcription factor activity, RNA polymerase II-specific; chromatin binding
Source: RefSeq, a predicted model, not a curated record
GAUGGGAGUAUCAUCCCCCAAUAUUAGUACAUGGUUCCGGAAUAAUAGAAGAACUCAACGGAACAAACAACUUAUGUUUUCGUCGACGUGUGAUCAUCAAGAAACAGUGUGUCCUGAAUCCGUUUGCAAAAGCGGAAAGGAAAAGCUACUGAAAACAUUGUGUAGAAAGAGAUUCACGGUUAAUCAACGGAAAGAGUUAGUACGAGUAUUUGAGGAAACUCCAUAUCCUAUAAGAGAUAAAAUGGAAGAAUUAGCCCUGAAAAUGAGAGUGUCUUUUCACAGUAUUACAAAAUGGUUCCAGAAUACUAGGACAUAUAAUCCGCACAAACUUAUGCCUUCGUCAUCACAUAAUCAUCACGAAAAUGUGAGUUCCGAUCGCAGAAGCGAAACGAAAAUAAUAUGGGGCAGCAAAAAGACAUUCACGGAUGUUCAACGCAGCGAGUUAGUACGGAUAUUUGAAGAAACUCCAUAUCCUAGUAAAAAUAAAAUGGAAGAACUCGCCCAGAGAUGGGAAAUGCCAUUCUAUAAGAUCACAUCUUGGUUUGCACGUAUUAGACAAUUUAAACGGGACAAAAUUACGCCUUCAUUAACACGUGAUGAUUAUAACGAAACAGUGAAUUCUAACUUCAAUUACAGAAACGGAACGCUAAACCCGCUGAAAACAGCGACGCGGAAGACAUUCACGGAUAAUGAACGGAACGAGUUAAUACGGGUGUUUGAGAAAAAUCCAUAUCUUAAAAGAAAUAUAAUGGAAAAAUUAGCUCUGAAGAUGGGAGUGCCAUUUCACAGUAUUAAUAUAUGGUUCAAGAAUGCUAGAAGAUAUAAUCGGGAAAAGAUUGAUCUUUUGAAAGGUCGAAUCAAGAUCGAACAUUCCUAUUGCAAAAGCGAGAUGACAAAGCCGGUGAAAACAGCGUCGCGCAGCAAAAGGAAACUCACGGAUGAUCAGCGGAAUGAGUUAGAAUUGAUGCUUAAAGAAACACCAUAUCCUAGAAGAAAUAAAAUGGAAGAAUUGGCCCAAAAGAUGGGAGUGUCAUUCCACAAUAUUAAUCUGUGGCUCCGGAAGAUUAGAAGAUCUAAUCUAAAUAAAUUUAAGUCUUCGUCGUCGCAUGAUUAUCAUGAGAAAUCGAGUUCUGGAUCUGAUUGAGAGAAUCGGCAAGUCCGCUGAACAAGGACGAAAAUAAGGAACUUCAUUGCUCAUGAACUGGAACAAAUGUUCGACAAAAAUCAGAAUCCUGAUAUGUACAUAUCAAAGAGGAACACGUCUAAAAAAUAGAAAUAUCAGACAUAUGUAAAGUUUGUUAUGGUUCUAAAAAGGAAUUCGACAUACGAAUGAAAAAUUGUAAAAACAUUCUUUCUCGAUGUUAUCUGGAUAUGUCGAUUUCGUAACCUAUCCGACAGGCGAUGUUAUUAGGUUGUCCGGAAAGUUCGUGCAGAUGUUGAAAGA